CCUCUCGUGCUCUCUGUUGAAGGAUGUGUCGUUUGAGCUUCUAAUAGAAGAAGCUAAAAUGGUGCUUCAAUCUGAUUGGCCCGCGGAGCCACUGCUGUUAACCAGCCAAUUGCCCAAGCACCGCAAAAUAUAAGAGAAUUUUCGCAAAUGGCAUUAUCCACACUGUGUAUUAAACAACACACAAUAAUAAUUAAAAGGCUAUUCAUUUACUUUCCUCCUCGGGCCGUAGAAAUAGAAUGGAGAAUAUCAGCUUUCCUUUAAGUUGUUAAUUUCUCUUUUGAGUUUUAAAUAUAUAUAACUACGGACUGUUCACGAUCGAAUAAAUACAAUCAGCCAUGUUUGAGCGAACUUGUAUCGGUUAAAGCACUCGCAAAAGAAAAACAAAAGUUAAAAGUGUCAUGUUUAACAGCCUGGGUGGAUUACAACUCAGUCGUAGUAGUCCAAAACUAACCUCUGAUGUCCAUCUUGUUUGCCGUUUGCGUAAAUGCAGGCGGUAGAUUCAACGCUUCCUCGCCGCACUAGUUUGAAGUCAAAUGUUUCUUCGUGCAAGAUCAGUAUGUUAACAUUGCGUAUGCGGGUGGAUAGCUAUAAAAGAACAUGCUGGUAAUUUUUUUUUUAAUCGAAACAUUUUAGGUGAAUUUUGUUAUGAAGAUUAGGAUAUCGAAUGUGCGAGUAGAAUGGCAGAUUAGGUACUGGUGUAGUUCAAUACUGGUGUAUUGUGGGAGAGACCGAGGAUCUAGGCUAGAAGCACAGAAUAUGUGUAGGCUCCCAAAACGGAGGCAGGAUCCCUAAACCAUCUAAUGUAACCGGGGAAGGUAAAGGAUCUCACCCUAUCGGUUCAAACAAAACGUUCGCCUGGAGUCACCGACAACAUGUCCAAGUCUGAAGACAGAAGCAGGCUAAAUAAAGAUCACGAUAGAAAGCUGAGUUCAAGUCUGGCGAACGGAAUGGAAAACAGUCAUCCAGUUUGCAGCUCGGGCGAGAAGCGAAGUCACCAUUGGAGAAGUUAUAAGUUGAUUAUUGACCCAGCUUUGAAAAAGGGAUCGCACAAAGUCUAUCGCUACGAUGGACAAACUUUUAGUCCGGGCAAUCCUGGAAUGCCACCGGUUGAUAUGGUCAGAGACCCGAGAAUCGUUUCUCUUUGGACAAAGUACAAGGAGAUCGAUCUCCCGGUUCCGAAGUUUAAGAUCGAUGACUUUUACGUGGGACCUGUGCCUCCAAAGGAGGUGACAUUUGCAAAGUUGAACGACAACAUCAGAGAGGGAUUCCUGAGUGACAUGUGCAAAAAGUACGGCGAUAUAGAAGAAGUUGAAAUUUUGUAUAAUCCCAAGAACAAAAAACACUUAGGGGUCGCUAAGGUCGUGUUUGCCUCUGUAAAAGCGGCGAAGGAUGCUGUCCGAAAUCUUAACAAUACUUCAGUCAUGGGAAAUAUUAUCCACGUGGAACUGGACCCGAAAGGUGAGAAUCGAAUGCGAUACUUCGAGCUCCUGAUCAAUGGCAGCUUCACCCCCAAGACUCUUCCAGUGGGGUUGGCGGACCCGCGGGAGGUGUCGCGGGAGGUGUCGCGGGAGGUGUCACGGGAGGUGUCGCCCCGCAGCCUGGCUGAAGCUCUACUGGCCUGCGAGCCACUGAAGAGGCUAACAGAGGGGAACCUUCUGGCAGCAGGGGGCGCCGGCACGCCCAGCACCACCAGCACGCCCCUCUCCGUAGACACGGCCUACUCCAGUGCGCGGCAGGACACACCCAACAGCUUUGGGCACACGCCGCAGUCGCAGGGCACCCCGCACACGCCGCGGCCUGCCGGCACCCCUUACUCCCAGGACUCCAGCUACUCCAGCAGGCAGGCCACCCCCUCCUACCAGGCCGGCCGGGCCGAGGGCUCGGGGGGCUACAAGGCUCGGAGGCACGACACCAAGUUCCAGGAUGCGUACAACCGCAGGCCGGAGCGACACUACGUGCACGGCACGGGGGGGGCCUACCGGGCCCUGGAGCCAACUGCUUUUAAGGCACAGCCCCCCGAGCCUCGGCAGCCACCCCCUCCGGAGCCUGCCCCCAGCCCAGCUGCUGCUCCCGCCCUCCCAAUGUUUUCCCACACGCCUCCGCCCCCUCCCAGCAGCACCUGCUACAGGACAUUCCCUUCGUAUGCGCCACCAGCUCCUCUCCCCUACCCCCCGACGGAGCCGCCCUUCCACCUCCCACCCCCGCAGCCCGAGCCAGACUACAGAAUGCCUCCCCCUGCCCCGGUCCCAGAAAUGCCCCCACCGGCAGUCAGAGAGAGACCUGUGACACCCCGCUCGCUCACCUGUGAGGCCCGAGGAGAUAUGCAGAGGUCCUGCUCUCAUUGCCUUUGGUUGAGGGGCCAUCAGUCUUCCGGUGAGGACAUGGAGAUCUCCGAUGACGAGAUGCCCAGCGCACCCAUAACCAGCGGUGACUGCGCCAAGGCCAUCGUGGUCAACACGGCGGUCUCUCCCAUGCCCCCCCAGACCAUCCCCCUCCCACUCCCUGGGUUCCCCCCGCUGCUAACCCCUCCCCAGAUCGGCUUCCCCAUGCCGCCCCCUCCCCUGCCGCCGCCUCCUCACCUGGCGGCCCCCCCGCACCCGAUGCUGCAGCCGCUUCCUCCAUUCCCACCGGGCAUGAUACCCAUGGACGUGACGGGUGGUCUGCCGCAGUGGGGGGGCAUGCACAUAUCCAUCCAGAUGCAGACGCAGAUGAUGAGCCGCCUGGCACAGAGCCAGCACCCUUACCCCUACCUGCCGCUCAUGGGUGCGGCCGGGGGCGGGGCAUUCAGCACACCUUUCCGGCCACCAACAAUCACCCCCAGCAGUCAGCCCUGGCACCUGCCUGCUUUCCCCCGGUUCAACCCCACGGUGCCCCCGCCUGGCUACAUGCUGCAGAAGGAGGACCCCCACAAGGCCACCGUGGACGGCGUGCUGCUAGUCAUUGUCAAGGAGCUGAAGGCCAUCAUGAAACGAGACCUCAACCGCAAGAUGGUGGAGGUGGUGGCCUUUCGGGCUUUCGAUGAGUGGUGGGAUCGAAAGGAGCGCUUGUCCAAGACAUCACUCACCCCAGUGAAGUCUGCUGACAGCAAGGAAGAGGAGAAGACCAAGGCCAAGGGGCCGGUGGUGGUGUCCAGCCUGCUGGAGAGUUGGAACAAGGGCGAGGGGCUGGGCUACGAGGGCAUCGGAUUGGGGAUGGGUAUCCGGGGCACCAUCCGGCUGCCUUCCUUCAAGGUGAAGAGGAAGGAGCCGCCAGACCCAGGGACUACAGGGGACACCAAACGGGUUCGUGCCUCCACCCCUGUGGAUGACGAGAUGGAGGAGGAAGAGUCUGAGCGGGACAGGGCAGACCUGUCCUCCGACUACUCCAGGAAGGACGGCGAAGGGUCAGUUCCAGUUCGUAGACCUACCAAGCUUGACAGCGAGGGGGAGGAAGAGGAAGAGACCUCUGAGAAAGAGGAGGAAGAGGAGUCAGAAAAAUCUUCCGACAAGUUUUCCUUUGUAAAGGACCAUGAUGAGGAAGAGGAGGAGAAUGAUGCCAAAGAGAUCUCUGACAGUGAUGAGGAAGAUUUCAACUCAUCAGAUGAGGAAGAGUUGUCUUCCUCUGGGUCAGAUUCGGAGUCUUCACGGGAAUACGAAGACUCCUCCACUUAUGACUCUAGCUCUGACGAGGAGCCUGCAAGCAGACGUGAUAAGGCAGAGAAGGAAGAGGGAGACGAGCGUCCUAUGGCCUCAUCUUCAUCCUCCUCAUCGUCAUCUUCCUCUUCGUCGUCCGUCUCUCGGUCUUCGUCAUCUUCCGAUGAGGAGGCGGCAGAGCGGGAGACGGCCAAACUUCGCGCCUCCUCGUCCGAGGUGACUUCGGAGAGGACCCUUCAAGAGGAGCCAGAUGUCCAGCUGCAGAGAAGGUCCACGGAAGUCGUGGACUCUGUCAGGACAGGCCGGGAUCGCCCGCCCUCUCCCCAAGAGCUGCAGCCGGAGCUGGCCUCCAGGGUUGGCCUCCUUCGCCCGCCCACUCCGAGCGGCUCCCCAGCAUACACCGACCUGGAGGUGCGGCCUAAGGGCACCCUGGCUGAGGAGGAAGAGGAGGAGGUGCUUCCGCUUACCCCAGGACGGGAGACCACCACACCUCUGGAAGCGGAGGUGCCCCGGCCGCCCUCUACCCUGUCCCUGCCCCCCCAAGUGGACUCAGUCGCUGAGGCCCGCUUCCUGCCGGGCCUUCCUGAGUCACGCUCGGGUUCUCGGCUACCCAGUGAGGAUGACGUGCCCCGCACCCCAGGGAGGGAGUUGCCAGGCAGGGGCCCAUGCUUAGGGAAAUCCCAGAGCACGGAGACGGUCCCCAGCACGCCGGGCGGCGAGGCACCUCUCACGGCCAACAGCCUGACGCUCGGCUCCCCACACAUUCCGGGUAGCCCCUUUUCCUACCCCGCUCAGUCCCCUGGGGCUGGUGGCGGUGUUCCCAGGACUCCGGGUCGGGAUUUCAUCUUCAUGCCGCCAUUCACAGACCAACGGAAGGCUUCGCUCGACAGUCUGGACGAACGCUUCCAAUUCAAAGAGCCGUCGCUUAGCUCCGCCCCCCACGCCAGCCUGCCCAAGGAGCAGGACGGGCUACAGGUGGCACCGGACUCCACCCCCCCCAAGAGAAAACCUGGCCGCCCCAAGAAGACCUCGCUGGCAGCCUCUUCUCCGGAACACCAGGGGGCCAUCUGGGCCUCUUCCUUGCCCCCAGAUAUCCCUGGGAAAGAUUUGUAUCUGGAUUUGGGCUCGGGGGGCGUGGCUGCACCCUCCCGCUGGACCGAGCCGUCACGCGUGGCCCUUGAUUUCAGGGAAGGUUGGGCAGAGCCAGAGGCGCGGGGCGCGACCCCCCCACGGGAGUUGGAGAGUAAGCUCCCUGGGGAGGAGCCGCCACCUCCCUCAUGGCACAAGGAGAGGCGUUUGCCGGCAUCACCACCCCUGCCACGGCCCAGGUUCUGCCUGCGCUCGGAAUUCGAGGAGAUGACCAUCCUGUACGACAUCUGGAACGAGGGCAUCGACGACGAAGACAUCCGCCUCCUAGAGGUCACCUACAACAAGAUGCUGCAGCAGGACAUGGGCAGCGACUGGCUGAACGACACGCUCUGGGUGCAGCACCCUUCCACCUGGCUCCCUGGCGUGAAGAGGAAGAGGCGGGAAGAUGGGAUGAGGGACCACGUGACAGGCUGCGCACGAAGCGAGGGCUACUACAAGAUCGACAAGAAGGACAAGAUCAAAUACCUCAACAGCACUCGGCUGCUCUCGGAGGAGCCUCCUCUGAGCUCCCAGGGCAGGAGCAAUCCAGCACAACCCCAGUCCUCUACGCGGGCCGGUUCUGAGAGGAGGUCCGAACAGCGGCGCCUCCUCUCCUCCUUCAGCUGCGACAGCGACCUGCUGAAGUUCAACCAGCUGAAGUUCCGCAAGAAGAAGAUCCGCUUCUGCAAGAGCGGCAUCCACGACUGGGGCCUGUUCGCGCUGGAGCCCAUAGCGGCAGAUGAGAUGGUGAUCGAGUAUGUGGGGCAGAACAUCAGACAGGUAAUUGCGGACAUGCGGGAGAAGCGCUAUGAGGAAGAGGGUAUCGGCAGCAGCUACAUGUUCCGGGUCGACCAUGACACCAUCAUCGAUGCCACCAAAUGCGGCAACUUCGCCCGCUUCAUCAACCACAGCUGCAAUCCCAACUGUUACGCCAAGAUCAUCACAGUGGAGUCACAGAAGAAGAUUGUCAUCUACUCUCGGCAGGCCAUCAACGUCAAUGAGGAGAUCACCUAUGACUACAAGUUCCCCAUCGAGGAUGUAAAGAUUCCAUGCCUCUGUGGGGCUGAGAACUGCCGGGGCACCCUGAACUAGGCCCCCAUCUCUUGGUGAUGCCAUGCCAAAUAAGCCAGCCAAUCAAGAAAAACAAUCGAAAUGGUGGAGCUGAAACAAGGGAUAACCCUGCCCAUUGCGCAGUGCUCAACACCACUGUCACUGGAUGUUACAGGACUUGAUGCAGAUGUUGCUUCCACCUUUUGAUUCUGGAAUUUCACCGGAAGUGUUCUGAUGUGGCUAUGGUUCCUCAGUCUGCCCGAAGCACCACUGUCCCCAUAUUCCCCGCCACCACUGAAGGGUUGCACUUUCAGCUCAGCGGUCUGUCGUCUUUUACCUUCCCCCACCAGGUUAAUGUUAAGCUCAGCGGUCCGUCAUCUUUUACCUUCCCCCACCAGGUUAAUGUUAAGCUCAGCGGUCCGACAUCUUUUACCUUCCCCCCACUAAGUUACACAUUAAGCUCCUUUUCCUUCGAUGUGAAGACGGGUCCUCCAAGUGGCCCCCACCCAGAUUGCUGCUGGUUACCCCCAUCCCCCUUGUCACCCAUAGUUCUCAUAGAUGGCAUGUAGAGUUCAUAUCAACUGUUUGUCUGCUGGCAGAACAUGGAAGGUUCCUCUAUACUCAUCAGGGCAUUGGGCCAUGUGUCCGGCACUCUUUGCCAAUGGUCAUAUGUGAUGUUGCUAAAUCACUUGCUUGACCGCUGAGAAGCAUGUUGCCAGAGCUGCUCAUCUCCCCAACGUUUACGUCAAGCUUGUUUCCUCCUCGUUCUUAUUUUAUGGCGCCACUUCUGAGUGAAGGACCCCGCGAAGACUUUUAAUUCUAUGAAGUUAAGCCCCAACUCAUUUACUACACUUAAAAAGCUCAUGUUUUUAGGCCAGUUGUUACACAUCUUCCUGAUUUUUAAUUAUUAUUCCAAGCUAGCAUUAAAACCACAGAAGUCACACUACAGUGUUACAGUCAAGAACGUUUGGAAGCUAGUAGACAGAAAGGGAUGGUUACAUGUGUGUAUUUUCCUUGGUGUUCUGGGGCAAGUUGUUUAGCGAAAAUAAGCACCAUCAGCAGUAUUAGUAAACAGGGCCACCUGCUGGCUGCAUGGCAGAAUGCGGCCAAGACACCUGCAUAGUGACAUGGACUGGGUGGAGCCGUGCACCAUCAUGAAUUUGAAAGGCACUUAAAAGCUGGAUGUAAAUCAUUUUUAAAGAUUUUGAGCUGUUGAGCUGACUCAGGCUGUGUUGAAAGUAAGCUUUUGUUCGCUGGUACUUGAACUGUGUCUGGAGGAGCUUUGUGGGGGCAGACUGGCGCUUUGCUUGCUGCUGCGUCCUUGUGGACCCCACUGUCUGAUGUCUUCCUGCCUUUUGUGCUCGGAAAUGUGCCUGUGUGUCCCCCAAUGGGAGCCUGGGAGUCCGGGACCCUUGUGGGACAGUUAGACCUACCAGCAAAGGGGGUGUCCUGCCCUCGUCCUCUUCAGAAGAAAAACAAAAAAAAAAAAAAACAUUUUUAAAGCAAAACAUACUCACCUGAGCUCCUACCUCUGCUUCACUGACAACCACAAUUUUACCCUCAGGUCUUCCACUAACAUUUCUGUUCUGUGUAAGACACUAUAAACUUGGUUAAGUUAUGAGGUUAGAUUUAUGAAGAAUAUUAUAAUGAUUCAGCUAUAACUGGUCUAUAAUGCACUUAGGCUUCAGUUAUGAGACGCCACAUUAUGACCUUAUUUUCAGAUUUCUUGGAGUGUACAAUGUUUGUAAAUAUGUACAGUGAAAGAUUAAAAAUGCUGUACAGAAAACAGAAGACAUUAUUUCACUAUCUUGUGUACAAUAUUCUAAAGAGCAUUUUUAUAUCCUCAGUGGCCAUGGCCCUUGAAAACUGUAGUUUGUGUUAACGAAUGAGAUGGGAGAGUCUGUGAAAUGUCAACGGCAAGUAAAUUCAGCUCUAUACUUUCCCUAAACAAACAAAACACUGGGGGAGAUAGUCAGUUCAUUUGAAUACCCCCUCCCCCCCCCAAAAAAAAAAAUUGGCUCCUGAUAAGCUAAAUUGUGAGUGCAUGUCCUCGUAGUCUUGGUAGUUGUGUAGCCAUGGCAACAAACAAUUGGCAGCACAUUUUGUUCCCAUUGGAGAACAUGCUGACAGUGGGUGUGUCUCACAGGGACUUUAGCAGCCAAUCAGAAUCCAGAAUAACAGGCCAAUUGCCACUCCUUCAGGUCCUGAAGUUGCAUACCGAUUUUUCACCAGUGAUGUUCAUGUUGUAUAGCUGGAAUUUUCAGCCAUUCUUAAACCUUGAGUGAAAAGAGAGGAGAGUGGGGAUCCCCUACCACUAACAUCUGACCUAACUAUGGAACGGGGGCCACCUCAACAUCUCUGUGACCCCCCCCAACCACUCCUCUAUAGGUACCCUGCUGAAACACCCUGUUUUAUAGGGUUUUUUAUAGUCAUAUCUUGAAGCUGUGAAGAAAUUUCUUUGCAGUUUUAUAAAAGUAGGAAUGAUAGAGGGGACAACACUUUUUCAGAAGGCAUUAAAAAGUGAGAAGUGCACCUUGUACAUAACAGUCCCCUGUUUUACUUCGGUAAUGGUUUCUUGUAGAAACACCUUUCCAUCAUUGAUUUUCUUUUAUAUGCUAAAGUUUGUAAAUACUUUAUAGCUGUGUGUAUGUAAAUAAUAUAGUUCAUGGGGUUUGCUACACAAACACAGCUCAGGAACAGAACGAGCUGGUGGCAACAUUUUCAGCUUGUGUCAAGCUUUCUUUAUGCUGUAAAUUCUGUGAACAGUUUGCUGUGGAGAAGGGGAUUUAAAAAUGGUGAUACAUAUAGGCAGUGUGGGCUAGGUAAACUGCACCUGCUUCAUCUAUUUAUUAUAAGACAAUUUGGAUGAAAAAUAAAGGCUUUUUUCCAAAUGUA
Messenger RNA from Paramormyrops kingsleyae, 8705 nucleotides. NCBI's taxonomy places the organism in Eukaryota, Metazoa, Chordata, Actinopteri, Osteoglossiformes, Mormyridae. The record is from RefSeq and is a predicted model, not a curated record.